Scleropages formosus (Asian bonytongue) is the source of this 2307-nucleotide messenger RNA. It is a transcript of the gene tgfb3, whose product is annotated as transforming growth factor, beta 3. Lineage: Eukaryota; Metazoa; Chordata; Actinopteri; Osteoglossiformes; Osteoglossidae. The transcript has 7 exons. Gene Ontology annotation, biological process: transforming growth factor beta receptor signaling pathway; regulation of cell population proliferation. Bases 675 to 1925 code for a protein of 416 amino acids. Gene Ontology annotation, cellular component: extracellular region. Gene Ontology annotation, molecular function: transforming growth factor beta receptor binding; growth factor activity; cytokine activity. The record is from RefSeq and is a predicted model, not a curated record.
GCACGGGCACGGGCACGGGCACGGAUCCACUUCCAGGGAGCAAACCGGGGGAGAAGAGAAGAGAAGAGAGGAGAGGACGGCCGAUGAGCAGAAAAAAAGCCGCUCCGAAGUGAGCCGCAGAAACUAGAGCGCGCGCGCUCCUCGCCACGUCCACGAUGCCGCUGGUGUCGCCGAGAGCUGAGACGAAGGACGCUCAGCCGGCGGGGGGACUCUAAACGAAGCGCCGUCUCCCAUGCCAUAAGCCAGGCGAGCGCGAGAAAAAAAUAUGAGCUGGAAUAAUAACAUGUUGCGCAGCGCCGGGAGCCGCAUCGCAGCAGACAGCGCGCGUCGCCACUGACACGAUGGCGCGUCCUGGAGGAGACGGGGCACUGAGCGCCUGAAUGCCACGGACAAGGAAAAAAAACAAAACAAAGCACGCGCGCACUCAGAGAGACACGCGACAGAAACAGAAGCGAGUUUCGCCACCGAGCCGCCUAUGCCAACGCGCUGAGCAGCCGCGCGCGCUCUCGCUCGCUCUCGCCGCUGCUGCGCGCGUCCCCUGCGCGCGUCCCCUGCGCGGUCCCUCGAACUCGAUGGCAGUCGGUCGCUCCGCUCACCACCCGUGAAGCGUGCGAUCCGCGGGCCCGGGGCGGGGGCGGGGGCGGGCGGGGGGUGGGGGGUGGCCGCGCAACAUCAUGUAUCUGGGCAAAGCGCUCCUCUUCUUGCUGCUCUCGAGCUGCGUGAGCACGAGCCUGUCGCUGUCCACGUGCGCCACCGUGGACAUCGACCACAUCAAGAAGAAGCGCGUGGAGGCGAUCCGCGGCCAGAUCCUGAGCAAGCUGCGGCUCACGAGCCCGCCGCCCACGCUGGACGCGAGCCAGGUGCCCUUCCAGGUGCUCGCGCUCUACAACAGCACCAAGGAGCUGCUGGAGGAGCUGGGCAGGGAGCGGCAGCAGAGCUGCGGCCAGGACAACACGGAGACCGAGUACUACGCCAAGGAGAUUUACAAAUUCAACAUGAUCCAGGGGCCCUCGGAGAACAAUGAGCUACUCCAUCCUUGCCCCAAGGGGAUCACCUCAAAGGUGUUCCGCUUCAACGUCUCUUCCAUGGAGAAGAACGCUACCAACCUGUUCCGGGCCGAGUUCCGGGCACUGCGCAUCGUCAACGAAGCUGCCACGAUGAACGAGCAGCGGAUCGAACUCUACCAGAUCCUGAGGCCAGAUGGCCAUAUUGGCAAGCAGCGCUACAUCGGGGGCAAGAAUGUGCUGACCAAGGCGCCACCCGAGUGGAUUUCAUUUGACGUGACAGAGACCGUGCGAGAGUGGCUCAUGUACCAAGAAACCAACCUCGGCCUGGAGAUCAGCGUGCACUGCCCUUGCCACACAAUUAAGCCAAACGGAGACAUUGAUGAAAACAGCUACGAGCUGCUGCAAGUCAAGUUCAAAGGAGUGGAAGGAGAUACAGACAGCCUGAGGCUGGAUCUGGACCGGCUGAAGUACCAGAAGGAGCAAAUGGAGCAGAAGGAGCGGCUGUACCCGCACCUGAUCCUCAUGAUGUUACCACCACACCGCCUGGACACCCAAACCUCCUCCCGGCGCCGCAAGCGAGCGCUGGACACCAACUACUGCUUCAGUAACUACGAGGAGAACUGCUGCGUGCGCCCGCUGUACAUCGAUUUUCGGCAGGACCUGGGCUGGAGGUGGAUCCACGAGCCCAAGGGCUACUAUGCCAACUUCUGCUCUGGGCCGUGCCCUUACCUGCGCAGCGCUGACACCACGCACAGCUCGCUGCUGAGCCUCUACAACACCUUGAACCCUGAGGCAUCGGCCUCACCUUGUUGCGUACCCCAGGACUUGGAGCCCCUCACCAUCCUGUACUAUGUGGGACGGACCCCCAAGGUGGAGCAGCUCUCAAACAUGAUAGUGAAGUCCUGCAAGUGCAGUUGAGCUUGCUGCCAUAGCCCAGCAGCGAGUAUCCUGGAGGGGGGGCGAGGGGCACCAUUCCUCACAAAAGAAUAGCUCUAACAAGGCAGCCAACAGGACCUUCCCCGGCCAUGCAUUUUACCCCCCCCCCCAUCUGUACUGUGUGCUCAGGCAAACCACCUUCGAAACACCACUACCAAACCAUCUUAGUGCGAGGAUGUACUACGGACAUACAGUUAUGUUUUACUAGUGUUUUUACAGUGCUCUCCACUGCCCCCUCUCCCAAAUUAUUUUUUUUCUUCUUUUUUUUUUUUUUUUAAAUAAACUUGUAUUGUUUCUUUCUGACAAUCCUGGGCAUUUCAGAUGAGCUUACGCUUUAAAAAAAAAAAAAAAAAAAAGGAAAAAA